Molecule: messenger RNA, 2076 nt
Organism: Ananas comosus (pineapple)
Lineage: Eukaryota; Viridiplantae; Streptophyta; Magnoliopsida; Poales; Bromeliaceae
Product: 3-ketoacyl-CoA synthase 11-like
Biological process (GO): fatty acid biosynthetic process
Cellular component (GO): membrane
Molecular function (GO): acyltransferase activity, transferring groups other than amino-acyl groups
Source: RefSeq, a predicted model, not a curated record
UUUCUUCACCUCUCCUCCUCUUUUUAUAUAUAAAUAUAUAUACACUCUGUAACCCCCCUACAACACCCCCCAGAUCCCCCAGAUCGAUUAACAACUAUUUCUCCUCGAUUUCAAUCUCCACACCACAAUUAAUUAGUAAUAUAUAUAUUUCGAUCGAUCGAUCUUCUGAAUUCGAGAUCACGUACGUAUUCUUAGCUGAAAGAGUAAGAAAAGUGCGCACACGCGCGCACACAACAUGUCGGAAAAGAGACCGACUUCCUCCGAGAACGGCACCGACGAAACGCCGCGCAAUAAGCUUCCGACGAAUUUCGCGCAGUCGGUGAAGCUGAAGUACGUGAAGCUCGGGUACCACUACCUGAUCUCCAACGCCAUGUACCUCCUCCUCGUCCCCCUCGUGGCGGCGUCCUCGUCCCGCGUCGCCGGCCUCGGCGCCGACGACCUGGGCCGGAUCUGGGGGCAGCUGCAGCUCAACCUCGCGGCGGUGGUGGGCUGCUCGGCGCUGAUGGUGGUGCUGACGACCGUCUACUUCAUGACGCGGCCGCGGGCCGUGUACCUGCUGGAGUUCGCGUGCUACAAGCCGGCGGAGGCGCGGAAGGUGACGCGGGAGAUCUUCAUGGAGCGGUCGGCGUUGGCGGGGACGUUCACGGAGGAGAAUUUGGCUUUCCAGAAGAAGAUACUGGAGCGGUCGGGGCUGGGGCAGUCGACGUACUUCCCGGAGGCGGUGCUGAACGUGCCGCCGAACCCCUGCAUGGCGGAGGCGAGGAAGGAGGCGGAGAUGGUGAUGUUCGGGGCCGUAGACCAGCUGCUCGCGAAGACGGGGGUGAAGGCGAAGGACAUCGGCGUCCUCGUCGUGAACUUUAACCCGACGCCGUCGCUCUCCGCAAUGGUGGUGAAUCACUACAAGCUGAGGGGGAACGUAGUCAGCUACAACCUGGGGGGCAUGGGGUGCAGUGCUGGCCUCAUCUCCAUCGACCUCGCCAAGCAACUCCUCCAGGUGCACAGGAACACGUACGCGUUGGUGGUGAGCAUGGAGAACAUAACGCUCAACUGGUACUUCGGCAACAACCGCUCGAUGCUGGUGUCCAACUGCCUCUUCCGCAUGGGCGGCGCCGCCAUCCUCCUCACCAACCGCCGCUCCGACCGCUGCCGCUCCAAGUACCAGCUCGUCCACACCGUGCGCACUCACCGCGGCGCAGACGACCGCUCCUACGGCUGCGUGUUCCAGGAGGAGGACAACACGGGCCGCAUCGGCGUCGCCCUCUCCAAGGACCUCAUGGCCGUCGCGGGAGAGGCUCUGAAGACCAACAUCACCACCCUCGGACCCCUCGUCCUCCCCCUCUCCGAGCAGCUCCUCUUCCUCGUCACCCUCGUCGCCAAAAAAGUCUUCAAGAUGAACAAGGUGAAGCCGUACAUACCGGAUUUUAAGAUGGCGUUCGAGCAUUUCUGCAUCCACGCCGGCGGGAGGGCGGUGCUGGACGAGCUGGAGAAGAACCUGGAGCUGAGCGAGUGGCACAUGGAGCCAUCCCGCAUGACCCUCUACCGCUGGGGCAACACCUCCAGCAGCUCCCUCUGGUACGAGCUCGCCUACACCGAGGCCAAGGGCCGCAUCCGCCGCGGCCACCGCACCUGGCAGAUCGCCUUCGGCUCCGGCUUCAAGUGCAACAGCGCCGUCUGGAAGGCCCUGCGCACAAUCGACCCCGCCAAGCUCAAGGGCUGCAACCCUUGGAUCGACGAGAUCGACCAGUUCCCUGUCCACGUCCCCAAGGUCGAGACCAUCGCCACCGCCGCCACCACUACCGCGGCCUCAUGAGGAGGAUACAUAACGUUUGUUGUUCCUUUGUAUAAUUUGUGUUAUUGGUAGAAGGAUUGGCUCUUGAUUAGCUUGACAGGGAACUAAAUUUGUUUGUACUCAUUCGUUUUGGAUUAUAAGACCUAUAUAUGGAUUGGGUAACUUACUAAGAAGGGAGCCGAAAUCGGACUCUCAUACCGUGCUAAGUGAAAAUAUUGAACUGGUUUAUUUGUACUCGGUUCGUUUUCAAUUCUAUGACACAGCAUAUGGAUUGGAUUUUUUAAGAA